AUGAAACCAUCCUCAUCACCGUCCUCGUCUUCCCCUGGUUCCGUCCCUGCCGCGACUGGAGCAGAAGUCAGGGGCAGGGGCGGUCCUGGCAUCGACGAGCUGGGCUGCCUUCCAACCUGGCUUCCUGCGGUGCUACCAGAAGUUUUCAAUGUGGCAGAUGAUGAGCCGCCAUCAGAAGAAGACUGGUUCCGCAGGGCGCGAAGCCUAUCGGAGAGGACGUCCUGCCUGGGGUCGGCGAGCGGUAAUACCAACCGGAACAAGUCGGAUUUUAACGAUGAACUCAUGAUGCGGUAG
Messenger RNA from Pyricularia pennisetigena, 294 nucleotides. RefSeq lists its product as uncharacterized. Lineage: Eukaryota; Fungi; Ascomycota; Sordariomycetes; Magnaporthales; Pyriculariaceae. The transcript is spliced from 2 exons. The coding region runs from base 1 to 294 and encodes 97 amino acids. The record is from RefSeq and is a predicted model, not a curated record.